GGAAGCACACGUUUUGAUGACGUCAUUCUUCACAGGAAAUUCGUCCAUGUUUUCAUAGAUCGAUCAGAAUGAGAAUGCCUGAACCACUGUUGGUAUUCGGUGUCUGUCUACGACAAAACCUGACUUGCAAUCGUCGCUGUUGAGGCCAGACGGAACUAGAAAUUGAGGCAUGCCUUACCUACGGGACAAAGGCAGAUUUUUAUGGCUAAAUUCAGGGUUGACAAGACGUUGAUGGAUUGUUGACGUGGCGUCAUACUGUUAUUAUGAAUUGGGGAAUCCUCCGUCUCAACUCUAGGGUAAGACAAGGAUAUCUCACACUGGUAAAAGUGUGGAUACACCUGUCCAGGGUAUACAAUUGUCAGCGGAGUAAUUUCCAAUGGGAAAGUGUCAAUCUUGUUGUGAGACCCCUGGAACCUCGACCAGCUCUAGGUACUCCAGUACACCACGGUCAGCAUCCGCAGCAGGGACUUAUCGGGGCAGGGCAGGCUCCCAGCCCCAGGCCCUCAAUUCAGAUGCUGGGGGUGGGGAUGUCCUCAGUCAUCUAACCUCCAGCAGGCAGCCUCAACCAAUCUCAGACAAAAAAAUGUUCACACCAUACCCAAAACUACCGCCAAUCAAAAAACAUAGCAAUGGCGAUAACAAAAGAUUAUCUUUCAUAUCUAGGGACUACUCUGAAAGUAAGAUACAAACACUGUUUGAGCAAUACAAGGACCCAGGGGAGGAUGCAAUAUUAGCUGAAGGUAUAGAAAAAUUCUGUGCAGAUUUAGAUGUAAAUCCAGAUGAAUUUAUAGUGUUGGUGCUAGCAUGGAAGUUCCAGGCCAAGACAAUGUGCAAGUUUACAAGAGAGGAGUUUGUCAAUGGUUGCAAAGCAAUAAAAUCAGACUCCAUCAAAGGUAUUCAGAGUAAGUUUACAGACUUGUUAACAGAAGUAAAGGACAAGCAAAACUUCAAGGAUCUGUAUAGAUGGACCUACAAGUUUGGGCUGGAUGCAGAGUCGGGACAAAGAACACUUCCCAUUGAUAUGACAAUCAGUCUUUGGAAGCUGGUCUUCUCACAGACAGAACCCCCUAUAGUACAGCGGUGGCUUGAGUUUCUAGAUGUCCAUCCAAAUAUCCGGGGCAUCCCACGGGAUACCUGGGACAUGUUUCUCAAUUUCACUGAGCAGGUCGGUGACGACCUAGGCUCGUAUGAUGACACCGAAGCCUGGCCUAGUCUCUUUGAUGAUUUUGUGGAAAAUGAAAAUGACAGACAGAAUCAAAACGUAAAAACGCUAUAGUAUAUUAGCUGUUUGAACAUUCCAUAUUAUUAAAAAGGUUGCCAUUACAUUGCAUACAUUUAAUAUUGAGUCUUGUCAGGGUUUAGUGGGAUGCCUUUUGUUGAAGUCUAUACAUACAUGUUACCUUGCAAUGUUUGCUGUUUAAUUCUCUAAGUAGCUGUAACUUUUUUCUUAAUUGUAAUUAAACUUCAAAUGUGCAAUUUUAGCUGAUGAUAUUUUAAGAUUAAAUUUAUUUUUAUUAAGUUAUAACCUUCUGCAAAUAAAUAUUGUAAAUCACCAUAUUUUUGAGUGAACUAUAUGCCUAUAGUUUUUAUUCUUAAAUAAUUGAAAUCAUAAUUGAGAGGAUGUUAUUUCAAUUUUGAUAGUAAUUAUCUCUGGAAAUAUUAUUUAAAGAGUAGUUUCCUAAGAAUUAAUACAGAAAUAAGUGAUAUAAAGUAAUGACUAGUGGAUUAGGCAGCAUGCAUAAAUAGUACUAGUGGAGUAUAUUGAAUACAAUGUUAAACGCCCUAACAGCUAAUUAGUGGCUACCUGGUAUACAGUAACUGAUCAUGUUUAAGAUUUCAGCAGCAAUUAUGACAAAAAUUGGAAUUGUGUCACACAUAUAUUGAUUUGUAAAUUUUUGUUAAAUUUAUAAUGAAAAAAUGUACUGGAGAGCCCUUCAUGUAAUUUGUAAUAAUUUAUUGUUGUUGAUUUCCACAAUCGUGUUGACAUGUCUUUAUACAUCCGACAAUACUUCAGGAGCUAAAUGAAAAUAAUAAGUAAGUCAUCAUUCCAUGAGUGUGAUCAGGUUGGGUGUAACUGGUUUGGAACUUAAGCACCACUACAUCCAAAGCCACAGGUGUCAAAUAUGUUAAGAGAGUUUCUCAAAAUGGGAGACAUUCAAAGUCAUAUUUACUUCUUCACUGUUUUGGAGUAAACAGCUUUUAUGUUGACAUAAAAAAAUAUACUAGACACAUGCAAGUAACAGGUCAUAGAAAUUGUUCAGUGGUUAUAUUUAGCUUAAAACUCAUGAUAGUUGUCAGGGUUGGUGCUUAAGCCGUCUAGGCACCUUUUUUACACUCGAAUCAUGACAUGAAAAAAAUUAGGAAAUUUGAUCUGUUUCACAAAAUUAAACAAUGCAAAUUUGUUCUAGCAACAUAUAUAUGUCAAUUUGCUAUGAUAAUUUUGAAAAAUGUUGCAAAAAUUUAAGUGGUACACUGUAAUGGUGACUUGAUGUUGUGGUACAAUUAGGGUAGACAACAUUUGGAUGAAAUGCCUGAUUUUCUGAUAUAUACAGCACUUGUAAUACUGUAAAGGUUAAACCUCUCACUGUAAUAAUAUGACAUAUACAGAACUUGAAGUACUGUAUAGGUCAAACCACUCACUGUAAUAGUAUGACAUACUGUAAAGGUUAAACCUCUCACUGUAAUAGUAUGACAUACAGCACUUGAACUACUGUAUAGGUCAAACCUCUCACUGUAAUAGUAUGAUAUAUACAGCACUUGAAGUGCUGUAUAGGUCAAACCUCUCACUGUAAUAGUAUGACAUAUACAGCACUUGAAGUACUGUAAAGGUCAAACCUCUCACUGUAAUAGUAUGACAUAUACAGCACUUGAAGUACUGUAAAGGUCAAACCUCUCACUGUAAUAGUAUGACAUAUACAGCACUUGAAGUACUGUAAAGGUCAAACCACUCACUGUUGGUGCAGUGUCUAUGUAAUGUUUAGAUUGUUACAAGGGAUCACCAUGACUAUUCCAUUAUCAAAUUGCUCACUCAUGCUAAAGUACAUGUAUAACUUGUAGCACAGCUUCACCUAAUAUUUCUAUUUAAACAAAAUAUCAAUUAUGCAUAAAACUUAUUGUCUUUGGAUUAAUUUAAACAUUAUUGGAGAAGGACUGAUUUUGUUGUUUAAAGCUGAACAUCAACAGUUUUUACAUUGUCAAGGGAACACCUAGGACUUGUCAGCGUGGAUCACUCCCUCCCUCCCCUCAGUAUGUAGCUGUUGUAUAUAUAAGCAAACCAGUAAAUCUUUUCGGUAGCAAUAUUUCUUAACAACUGCCACUGGGGUCAAUGUCACAGUGAAUAAACAUAACAGUUACUUUAUGAAAAAACUGUAGGAUGUCAAUAAGAAAUUGGAUAGUACUUAUGUAGUACCUACAUACAUAGAUGACAUCAUAAUUUUUCAUAUCAUUUUGGUGUAAAAAUUAUUGCUCAUGAAUUUCUUAAAUUAAAUAAAUGAAUUGGAUCCAUCAUUAUUAUUUCAUUGUGUCAUACGUAUACCUAGGUGUUUCUGCCUUGGAACUAUAACAGAAGAAGAGGUUUAGGUUGUCUCCCUUCAGCUACCCCAGUUGUGGUGAUCAUUGGUAGCAUAAUCAAGGAUUUUGUUUUAGGACACAUAGCUUUUUGUACCAAGACAAGCCAUGCAGGUUAUAUUAUACUACACUUACAUUGAGCAGCUUCUCCUUAAAGCACAAGGUCAUUUCAAAGCCAGGUGGCCUGUAGAUUUAUGGCUUAUAUUUUUGAAAUUCCUUACAAAAGAUCAUGCAUCAGUAUUUCAUAAUCAGCAACUGUAUACCUGUAUUUUAAUAUAUCAUAGGAAAAUCAAAACAUGCAAUUUAACAACAACUCUUUUACAUAAGAGUCUCUGAGUGAGAAUAUUUUAAAACUGAUUUUAAUCAAUGCCAUUAAAUGAUGUGUAGUUAAACUUAUUGACUGUAGAUCUAGGUAAUAACCCAAGUCUCUGCUAUUGGUUGAUGUCUCCAUUCACUACCUACAUAUUCAUGUAUAUAUUCUGAUAUAUGAAUAUACAACUUGUGUUGUCCAUUACGGUACAUAUCUCACCUGAAUGUACAUGACAAUCCUUAUAGUGCUGUAACACUGUCGACCGUGUAAGAUACUGAUCAGCUAUACAGUACGUACACUGUAGUGUGAGUGUUUCCACUGACCCCACAGAGACAUGGGGAGGGAGGUUUAGUGUAGGCAUCACUCUAAUGUGUACAGCUAUACAGUACGUACACUGUAGUGCGAGUGUUUCCACUGACCCUACAGAGACAUGGGGAGGGAGGUUUAGUGUAGGCAUCACUCUAAUGUGUACAGCUAUACAGUACGUACACUGUAGUGCGAGUGUUUCCACUGACCCUACAGAGACAUGGGGAGGGAGGUUUAGUGUAGGCAUCACUCUAAUGUGUACAGCUAUACAGUACGUACACUGUAGUGCGAGUGUUUCCACUGACCCUACAGAGACAUGGGGAGGGAGGUUUAGUGUAGGCAUCACUCUAAUGUGUACAGCUAUACAGUACGUACACUGUAGUGCGAGUGUUUCCACUGACCCUACAGAGACAUGGGGAGGGAGGUUUAGUGUAGGCAUCACUCUAAUGUGUACAGCUAUACAGUACGUACACUGUAGUGCGAGUGUUUCCACUGACCCUACAGAGACAUGGGGAGGGAGGUUUAGUGUAGGCAUCACUCUAAUGUGUACAGCUAUACAGUACGUACACUGUAGUGUGAGUGUUUCCACUGACCCUACAGAGACAUGGGGAGGGAGGUUUAGUGUAGGCAUCACUCUAAUGUGUACAGCUAUACAGUUUUUUUAAUCAAUGUGGUUGACUUUUUAUCAAACUGUUUUUAUCAUUUAGUGAUAAAUGUUAUAUGAUUAUUAUGUUAAUUGCCUUAUGCUUACAUCUGUUGCUGUUUUUCUGCUCCUUAUGUAUGCAUGUUGUUGAUAUAUGAAGAAUCUCACCCAUAUUCCUGACACUUAGUCUGUUACAGUUUGUGGUAUAACCAAAUCAAGUAUAGAAAUACUUCAGUUCAAAAUUAAAAAACACUCCAUUCUGUAAAAAGUCACGAAAUUUGGAAUUAUUUCAGAUAAACGCUGAGCAUGAAGUCAAGAUCCCAAUUUUAUUGCAGUUUCUGAAAAGAGUUGGAAGAAACUUGUUUUAAAUCUAUGUGUUUCCUGUGACCUUAAAGACACUACGUAAACAUUUUAGUCUUGGUGACUAGUUGAAUUCACUAGUCCUUCUUCACAGUUAUUGGGUUCAAUAUCUGGCUACUGUAGUUAUAAUAUACCCAGCACUAAGUAUUCACCUAGACGAUCAGAGAUCUGGCUACUGUAGUUAUAACAUACCCAGCACUAAGUAUUCACCUAGACGAUCAGAGAUCUGGCUACUGUAGUUAUAACAUACCCAGCACAAAGUAUUUUACUGAACUAGGUAGCUGUCAUGGACAUCAAAUCUUCCUAGUGUAAAGGAAGUAGGGUGAUAUCGCAGAAAACUUUGCAACCAACACUCAGUAUUCCUGUAUUUUCAGCUUUCUGGAAAGGUAUAUAUAUUUACCAGUUAAUGUAACAGCCAAAUGGUAGUAUAUAUAUUUACCAGUUAAUGUAACAGCCAAAUGUUAUUCUGAUCAGGACCAAUUGGACUAGAUGAUAAUCUUUCUGAAAUGGACUACUUUCUGACUAGAGGACUAGUACAGAACCCUGAGGAGGGGAGGUUAUCCCUAACCUAGUGUGUACAAACAGCCUUAGGUGGAUGUACCUAGCAAUUGUGUUACAGUUAUGAUGUUUUUAUUAUCAGCUUGAUUGAUAGGUUAUGUUAUCAGCUUAUCAUUGAUUUUCUCAGAUUGUACUGUUUUAACCUGUGACUGUAAGGUAAACAACUGUUUUGGUACAAGUGGAGCACUGCUUGCUAUAAGCCUGUCAAUAUGCACGUAACUUCAAUUAAGAAGAUAAGGUGAAAUGUAAUUUUUGAGAUAAAAAGUGGCAUGUAUCUUAACUCACAAGACUGUUCAAGGGGAACAGAUAUAAAUGUUGUUGUGUGACUAUGAUAGAACCCCUCAUCCAUUGUCCCAGUACUCUUUUGUACACUCAACUAUGUGCUGUAGAGGGACCAAUAUGUUUUGCCCUAAAUGUUGUGCCUUUCUGUACAUAUGUUUUCAAAAUAUUCAAACAUGACAGACAGCUGAGGAGAUGCAGAUAAAAUGUAUUAUGUAAAAUGGUUGAGACAACUUUUAUUUUACUCUCUAAGAAUGGAUAGGUAAUUUUUUUUAACGAAGUUUUAUUUCUUGUAUGAUUUGAGAGGUUUAUAAACCCACAUUCAAUCAUUGAAAUUAAUUACAUUAAAGGAACAAGAAAAAAGUCAUGGCUAGCUCUUUUAACUGAAUAGUGUUGUCGUCAUCAAUACUGAAAAUUGUUAGUAUUCCUCAACCUAAUGACUGACGACAGAGUAAACAAUAUCUUACUAGGAAGAGAAGGAAAACAUGAGUUUUCAGGUGGUUCUGGUACUAUUGCUGAGGUAGUGCCUUACAAACGCAAUUUGGUCUGAAAACACAAUUUUAUAGUUAGACUACGCUGAGCAGAUCACCAUCAGUCAUCCUUAUUUUGUGGGAUCGAACAAAGAGGAUAACAACAAAACAAUUCUUGUGCCAUUGUAUUAAAAUAUUAUUUUACUGAAGACAUUGUUUCCCUCCUAUCAUUGUGAGUUGACCUUUAAUCAAGUACAGACUAUCCUCUUUUGGUAACGCACAGGAGACAAGGUUAUGUUUCAAAACCAGCAGAGAAACAGAUUUCUGCUAAUGAAUGAUAUUUCUCACAUAGAAAUGCAGCUGUUGGCAUUGUUUAUACUGUAGAUAUCAGCUUCCCUAUACAUUUUAUGAUCAAUUAAUGAAAGUGAGAUUUGCACAAGUAUGAUUGGUUUGUAGUAAUGGAUACAUACAACUUCAUGUUGUGUCAUAUCUACUGUAGGAGUUGUCGAGUAACUGUGUACUGGAUACAUACAUACAACUUCAUGUUGUGUCAUAUCUACUGUAGGAGUUGUAGAGUAACUGUGUACUGGGUCCACAUCUGUACCUAGAUCAACUAUGGAAAUUAAUGAGGCCAUGGCUACCAUUGCCUAAUCUUAACGAGAAUUUUUAUCUUUUUCCAAAUUCAGGUCAGUCCUUUGGAGAUUGAAAAUAUUAGUCACACAGAUCUUCAAGUGUUGAAAUGUGUGAAUAAUUCAUUUGAGUCAGAACUUUCAUUUUCAUUUCAAAAGUAAAUUUGGACAAUUCAUAUGAAUUUACCCUGUUCGUUAUUUCCCAUUUUUUUUUUAUAGCAUAAACAUUUUAGAAAUAGAAUGUUUCAUGUUGAUUGACUGAAACAUUACCUAUCUUGUCCUAUAAAGCUUUUACUUAUUUUAUGAAAAAUGUUUUACAUGCAGUUUUUAGUGGAAAGACAUGUAUUUUAAACAAAGGUCAUCCUUCAAUGUAAACUUUUGGAAAAUUUGAGUCCGAAGUUAAGUUGAUUAUGUUGAGGUUUUUUGGGCCUACAUUAUGAGGUGGGUGUAUGAAUGCCAAGUGUUGUUUAAUAUAUAUAUAGUUCUGUGUCAAACACAGACUUAAAGGCUAUACUGAGCUUUAGAUAUCCUGGUUUGUAUAGACACACAGUGUGAUAGUUCUAGCUUGAGUGACAUAUAUCAAUAUGGAUUCUAGUCAUCUUAUACCCAGUUUGAUUUAGUAAUUAUUUCUACCUUUUAGACGUGUCCAAUAACAAUGCCCUGUAGAUCUGUUUUAAUUUGCUGCUCAACUUGGGCAUUAUGCUAUUGAGAUGACAUGGUUUUCUUAGUUUAUUUUUCAAAUUCAUUGACAAUCAUGGAUAAAGAACUUGUGUACCAAUAAACAAUUGUGAUAAAGCGGUAAAAAAAACUUAAAGUGAACCCUCUCAUCUAUCUCCUCCUGUCACCUGUGGUGGCAUUUUCCAAUCGCAGAUGAUGGAUUGCUGUAAUAAUGCCAUUCCAUAAGAUUAAUGAAUGAAUUUGUAACUUGUAUUGAUUUCUCCCCCUAAGUCGUACAUGUUAAGUAUUUACAUACAGUAGUUUUGUAGGUUGAUUAACAACCUUUCAAAGCAUGAAGGCUUCCAACACGUGUAGUGGCCCUGUAUGUCAAACACAAGUUCCUUAUCCAGGACUGAACGUCGUGCCAUGUGCCUAGACCAUAGUAAUGGGGCUGCUUGAGUUACCCCAGACAUACCAUAAAGUUUUAAUUUGCAUAAUAGUAUUCUUUCUUGUUUGAAAAAAGGUAAUAAAUUGCUAUGUUGAUCUCAA
Messenger RNA from Mizuhopecten yessoensis (Yesso scallop), 8328 nucleotides. RefSeq names its product DCN1-like protein 3. The record is from RefSeq and is a predicted model, not a curated record. The transcript has 3 exons. NCBI's taxonomy places the organism in Eukaryota, Metazoa, Mollusca, Bivalvia, Pectinida, Pectinidae. Gene Ontology annotation, molecular function: cullin family protein binding; ubiquitin-like protein binding; ubiquitin conjugating enzyme binding. Bases 377 to 1276 code for a protein of 299 amino acids. Gene Ontology annotation, cellular component: ubiquitin ligase complex. Gene Ontology annotation, biological process: protein neddylation; positive regulation of ubiquitin-protein transferase activity.